This is a messenger RNA of Lycium barbarum (goji berry), 1693 nucleotides long. RefSeq names its product 3-isopropylmalate dehydrogenase 2, chloroplastic-like. The record is from RefSeq and is a predicted model, not a curated record. The coding region runs from base 64 to 1284 and encodes 406 amino acids. Gene Ontology annotation, molecular function: magnesium ion binding; 3-isopropylmalate dehydrogenase activity; NAD binding. The transcript has 11 exons. Gene Ontology annotation, biological process: L-leucine biosynthetic process. Lineage: Eukaryota; Viridiplantae; Streptophyta; Magnoliopsida; Solanales; Solanaceae.
GACUGAUUUGAUAUUCCAAUUUCCACCAAACUCUGUUUGUUUCACCACUCUCAUCAUCAAACAAUGGCGGCUUCAUUACAGUUCACUUCAACACAUUUGAAGCAAUUCCAAUUUCAUUCAAAACAACAAGUUCCCAAACACGCCGCUAAAUGGGGUAGUAUUCGGUGUUCCGCUACCUCACCUAGCAAAAGCUACAACAUCACUCUUCUUCCAGGUGAUGGUAUUGGACCUGAAGUUAUUUCUGUUGCCAAAAAUGCCCUCCAACUCGUCGCUUCCCUUGAAGGAUUUCAAAUCGCAUUCGAAGAGAUGCCUAUGGGAGGGGCUGCAUUGGAUGCUGUAGGAGUGCCAUUGCCUGAUGAGACUCUUAAUUCUGCAAAGCGAUCUGAUGCUACUCUUCUUGGAGCAAUUGGAGGAUAUAAAUGGGACAAUAAUGAAAAACAUUUGAAGCCCGAGACUGGAUUACUUCAACUUCGAGAAGGCUUGCAGGUCUUUGCUAACUUGAGACCAGCCACUGUUUUACCACAGUUAGUAGAUGCUUCAACUUUGAAGAAAGAAGUUGCUGAAGGUGUAGACCUAAUGGUUGUUAGGGAACUUACGGGAGGUAUUUAUUUUGGUAAACCAAGAGGUUUCGGCACUAAUGAAAAUGGUCAGGAAAUAGGUUUCAACACUGAAGUCUAUGCAGCAUAUGAGAUCGACAGAAUUGCUCGUAUUGCAUUUGAAACUGCAAGGAAGCGUCGAGGAAAACUCUGUAGCGUGGAUAAAGCAAAUGUUUUGGAGGCCUCUAUGCUUUGGAGGAAGAGAGUUACGGCGAUAGCCUCAGAGUAUCCUGAUAUAGAGCUCUCCCACAUGUAUGUUGAUAAUGCAGCCAUGCAACUUGUUCGCAACCCAAAACAGUUUGAUACAAUUGUGACAAACAACAUAUUUGGUGAUAUCCUGUCCGAUGAAGCAUCAAUGAUUACAGGAAGUAUCGGGAUGCUUCCAUCUGCCAGUCUUGGUGAAAAGGGACCUGGAUUGUUUGAACCUAUACAUGGUUCUGCUCCUGAUAUUGCUGGGCAGGAUAAAGCAAACCCUUUGGCAACAAUGCUCAGUGCUGCAAUGCUUCUGAAGUAUGGCCUAGGUGAGGAGAAGGCUGCUCAGAGAAUUGAAGCAGCUGUUUUAGACACCUUAAAUCGAGGAUUUCGUACCGGUGACAUUCACUCAGCAGGACAAAAAUUGGUCGGGUGCAAGGAAAUGGGUGAAGAAGUGCUCAAGUCUAUUGACAGCAAAACUCCAGCUGCUGUUUAAAUUUAUGAAAGAGGCUUCCUUGAGACCUUAGCAAAUGAUCAUUUUGGCAGAUGCAUUUGCAGUCAGUAGAAUUUUGCCAUUUAUGUAAUUGGUUGAAGGAUUCAAAAUUGCUGAGUGUUGCAUCGUAGCCUAAACGUCUCUAUUAUUUUUUCUGAUGUUUUUGAGACAUUAUUUUGUUGUAACAUGAAGGGAACGGUAGAGCAACAAUAAAGUUGUCUCUGUCCAUCGGUCAUGGGUUCGAGCAUUGAAAUCACCCGUUGCUGCCUAUGCUACACCCCCUUGGGCUGGGGUUUUUUCCCUGACCUUUUGAAAACGCGUCGGUCCGUCCUUUUUUGUGUUGUAACAUGGAAGGAAAUGAAAAUAAGAUUUUUGACCUUUGAAAAACUGGAAUGGAACAACUGUUGACCAA